This is a messenger RNA of Arachis duranensis, 983 nucleotides long. Its product is annotated as protein sym-1-like. Bases 1 to 885 code for a protein of 294 amino acids. Gene Ontology annotation, cellular component: cytoplasm; membrane. The transcript is spliced from 9 exons. The record is from RefSeq and is a predicted model, not a curated record. NCBI's taxonomy places the organism in Eukaryota, Viridiplantae, Streptophyta, Magnoliopsida, Fabales, Fabaceae.
AUGGUGAAGCAGGAGAGGCUUGCCGGCGAGUUUUGGAACCCGCAGCGGCAAGGCGCCAAGUGGGCACUGGCUAGUGCCAUCGCUGGCGGCAAAAACGGAAGUGGUGGAGUCGAGUUCUCAACCACUCAUUUCCUGUCUUCCUUCUUCUCCAAUAUCCCGUCUUCCUUGUACGCUCACCCUUCUCUCACCUCCACCUGCUCUCUCCCUUCCUUCGUAAUCAAUCUCCGCUUCCGCAAUUCCCGCCUCUCUGCCCUACCCGACGACGCUUCUGGCGGAUCUCGUGGACCUGGAGGCUCCGAUUCCGGCGGCGAUAGUGGCGGCGGCGACGGCAGCCACGCUGGUGGAGGAGAUAAUUGGUCAUUCUUGUCAUGGUAUUUGGCUGUUCUUGGAAAAAACCCUGUUGCAGUAAAAGCUAUAACAUCUGCAAUUUUGACACUAAUUGGAGAUUUGAUAUGCCAGCUUGUAAUAGACCAAGUGCGGUAUUUGGACUUGAAGAGGAUGUUUAUUUUCACUCUGCUUGGUUUUGUCUUAGUAGGUCCAACAUUGCAUUUCUGGUACUUGUAUCUAAGUAAAUUGGUUACACUACCUGGAGCAUUGGGUGCACUUUUGCGUCUUGUAAUUGAUCAGUUCUUAUUUUCCCCCGUAUUCAUUGCGGUUUUCUUAGCUACAUUGGUCACACUUGAGGGAGGGCCAUCACAAGCUAUCCCCAAACUUAAACAGGAGUGGUUUUCUUCUGUUGUGGCAAACUGGCAAUUAUGGAUACCUUUUCAAUUUCUCAACUUCAGAUUUGUUCCGCAGCAAUUCCAGGUCCUUGCUGCUAAUGUUAUUGCUUUGGUAUGGAAUGUUAUUCUCUCAUUUAAGGCGCACAAAGUUGUUCAAAAAUAGGCAAGCUUCAUGUUCAGCGAAUACAGAGGACCUAAAUUUAACUAGCCUCAUUAUUUAAGGAAUUCUAAUGUAUAUGAGUGAGGCACCAAGCAAAAGAU